GUAUUUUCUUUUUUAAACAGUCUAAAAUACACUUCAUUAAAUGCAAAAAUCUCUUCUAUGGCGGCUGCUCACAAUGUCAAUCUACACUUAAUGAUGCUUUUAGCUGCUUUUUAGCUGCAAUUGACACGACUAAGGAAAUUGCGUCUAAAGGUGGUUUUUGAUAAAGUCAGUCAGUCUGACACUUUCACCAGAAAAAAGGUUUUGUUGGUUUGACGUGUGAUAAAAAAGACAGAUUUAAUUUAGGAUGUUUAUUAUUUGACCAUGGUUCUGUUCUUUCACUCUGUUGGCGUACACGGUGUGAUUAAUAUAGCGUACUGUUUACACAAAUGGAAAAUGUAGUAAAAAAAGACGGGUCUGCACUUCAGUGAAGCUUGUCCUGAUAUGAGGAGUUUCAGUGGACGGUGGUGGAGCUCAGCAUCAGCCCGGAAUGUGGAUUUCUUUUGUCACUAAAGGUUUUCUUUCCACAACAGAUAAACAUUUGGCUGUGUGUUUUAUUUACAGUAUUUCUGUCAGUAGUUAUCAAUACUGUGUUAUAUGUUAGAAUAGAUGCCUUCUUUGUUAAAACAAUUCAAUAACAUACACAUUUUGUCAGGAGGAAUUUCAGGAUUUCCUUCUUUUCAGUUGGUGGGAAGCAGUUUCCUGGCUGACUGCGGUAUUUCUGCUCCAACUCCCAGAUCUGUACCUGAACACAACACUUCUGUGCACAGAGUCUCCUGACGAUGAGCAACAAGCCCCGUCAGUGGCUCACACUAAAAAUGCUGAGAUGCCUGGUCCCCGUCUUUCUGGUCCUCGCCUUCCUCUCUGUUUUGCUGCUUGUGCAACAGCAAAACGGGAUUUCUCAACUAAUGAACUUUCAGCUGUGGACCCGACCUUAUCCAGAACAAAAGCCUUGUACAGAAGAAACUGCUUAUCCGGAACGAGUGAUUUCAUUUGCACCAGUCAAAAACACAAAGACGCUGCUGCUGUCAGCUUAUCAAGAGCACCGCACAAAUAAGAAGGAGGUCCGUGUGAUUGCGGUGGUGCUGCGGAGUGAGAAAGCUGCCUAUCGUUGCAUCUUUAACUGUCAGGAGCAGCAGCACAUCUCUGAAGGAGUCAGCAACAUUCACAAAGAUCACUUUCGAUUCCCUUAUGGGACAGCUGACAUCAUGUGUCCUAUCCCAUCUGGCUGCGUGGCUCCGACCCAUAUCGCUGUCGUCAGAUCUGCUGCUAACUACUCUCAAGGUAUGAAUCAUCAUGAACUUUUGGAAAUAAGGAACCAGAAGGUUCAAAGCGACGGGUUUGCUUUCAACUUCACCGUCUGCUUCUCCACCAUGUUCAAUUUCACAAACGUGCUGCAGCUGGUACAGAGUCUGACGAUGCUGGAGCUGCUCGGCGUGAACAGAGUCGUCAUCUAUAAGACCGACUGCAGCCCGGAAACACAGCGCAUACUAGACUACUACGUAUGUAAAGGUUUUGUGGAGCUGAUUCCCUGGUCUCUGUCAAAAUUCAUUAACGUAUCUUAUGGCUGGCUGCCUGAACAUGGUCCAGGUCAAAUCCACUACGUAGGCCAGAUUCCUGCCCUUAACGACUGCCUGUACAGAUACAUGUACAAAUCCAGAUAUGUGGCCCUGAAUGAUAUGGAUGAACUCAUUCUCCCACAAACAGUCAACAGUUGGCUGGAGUUGCUGCCUCUGCUGGAGAAGAAAUAUGGGGUCAACAAGUGCUACAGGUUUCAGAAUAACGUGUUUCCCAAAGAUGUGGUGCUGCCUCCACCCCCCUCUGCUGCCACUGCGCCCUCGCCGCCGCUUUGGAAGAACCUUUCUGGAGUGAAUAUCCUGGAUCAUCUCUACCAAGAGCCCUUGACUAAAGAGAGCCGUUAUAUUCAGUUCAAAAUCAUCGUCAACCCGCGAGCUGUGUUCUCCACCAGUGUUCACGGAGUCCUGAGCUCCCAGAAGGGCUGUGUCUGGGUUCAGAGGGAGAUUGCAAGGAUGUACCACACCAGAGAUAAAAGGCAGCCGGAGCUGAAACCAGGCCAGCUUCUUUUUGACGGCAGACUGCUGAACUACAGCGCUCCGCUGAUCCAGACCGUCAACGCGGUUCUGCGAGAGAACGGACUUUUACCUGCAGAGGGCAAACUCUGACUCCACAGCCUGGACCUCCGCGCUCGUCUGAGAUGCUUUUCCAUUUGGGACGCCGACAUGUUUCCUCAGCACUUUAAAGGAAAACAGGAAGAUUUAAACUUUGUGGGUUGUAAUCCAUGGAAAACUCAAUCCAGCGUUUAUGUUUUCUACAGACUGUGUUCUACUUUUUAUUUGGCUUUCUUUUAUUUUAACAUGUAUGACACAUAUUUAUUUUUUUAAGCAGCAUCUUGAAAUUCAUCGCCGAUGAAAAUAGUGUUUUUGGUGAUUGUAACGUGUUGAAAAUUAUGCUUAAAAUUGCAUUUCUGAGUAUUUCUUUAUUCAAAUUGUUGCGAACCUGGAGCAGACGAAAUGCCGAUUGAAAAAGAUCCUAUUUGUGAAUUUGUGAGGUAGAGAAUACGCCAUCUCUUCUUGAACUGUAGUGCCAUCUCAGAUCUUUUUCUCUACAUUUCUGUUUUGUUUUUGGCUUUUUUUUUUUUUUUUUUCUUUGAUAGAAUAGCUCUGAUCACGGCUCGCUUACGUGUCUUCCUUCUGUCUCCUUCCCCUCUUUUUUUCUCGUUUUUUAUAGUUGUCCUGUCAAUCAAAAAUAAUUCAGUGGAGUUUCAUUUCGGCUCUAAUUUCAGGUUCUCCUGGGAAAUACAAGGAACAUCAGAUCGAAACAUUUCAAAUGACGAUUACAAAUAAGCUCUCCAACAGAAAGAGUCAUGAAUGCAAAUGUCCUCCAUUAAACGUCCACAUCCCUGAAUGUCGCAGUAACUUGUGUUUCUGUUGUCGUGUAAAGAGGAUCUUGUUAGUCUUCCUUCUGUCUCUCAGACUCUCCUCACCACUGCAAACACAGAUUUGUCUGCAGCAGCUAACAAAUAAACCAACCUCUUGAGUAAAGAU
This is a messenger RNA of Oryzias latipes (Japanese medaka), 3002 nucleotides long. RefSeq lists its product as uncharacterized. Lineage: Eukaryota; Metazoa; Chordata; Actinopteri; Beloniformes; Adrianichthyidae. Gene Ontology annotation, cellular component: cytoplasm. The record is from RefSeq and is a predicted model, not a curated record. Gene Ontology annotation, molecular function: glycosyltransferase activity.